This is a messenger RNA of Malurus melanocephalus (red-backed fairy wren), 2960 nucleotides long. It is a transcript of the gene SGO1, whose product is annotated as shugoshin 1. Gene Ontology annotation, cellular component: chromosome, centromeric region; nucleus. Gene Ontology annotation, biological process: meiotic chromosome segregation. The transcript has 9 exons. Bases 417 to 2225 code for a protein of 602 amino acids. NCBI's taxonomy places the organism in Eukaryota, Metazoa, Chordata, Aves, Passeriformes, Maluridae. The record is from RefSeq and is a predicted model, not a curated record.
GGCACAGCACAGCCGGGCUUGGCCAGGGCAGGAGCCAGACCUGCGGAGCGGAGGGACACCGAGUUGCGGGAAGAGGAAAAAUCCGGGCCGCCGCUGUCACGCACAACCGCGGGUCCUUGCGGGCCGGCUCCGCCGGGGCUCGGGCGGCCGCGGCCUGUGGGUGAGAGGUGCCCGCUCUGCACUCGCCGUUCCGAGCAGGUACGGCCGGGCGCUGGCSGGUGCUGGGAGGCUGAGCCUGCAGAUUUGGAGGAGCAGAGCCGGCUGCUGACACGUCGGGAGACAGGCCCCGUCCCAGCUCUUCCCUCCGGCGCCGGUGUUUAAAGCUCUCCCCGGCCCUACCGCGGGCACCGAGCGGCUUGCAGUUCAGACAACGCGCGAUCGUGACAGCGGCCACGCUGCAACAGCUGCGGUAGAAGAUGGCAGAAUGCUCGAGGAAGUCCUUCAAAGACAGUCUGGAUGACAUAAAACAACGUAUGAGAGAAAAAAGAAUUCAGAAAUCGGCAAAGCUGGGUAAACCUACCCAGUUCUUCGCUGUAAAGGGCAAAAGAGCAACCAACAACUCCAACAAAAUGAAGACAAUUCAAGCCAACAACAGAGAUCUGGCUCUGUCCUUGCAAGAACAAAAGCUGAAACUGAGGGAAGCUGAAGCUACCAUUCUUCAACUAAAGAAAGAUUAUCACAUUUUGAAAGCUCAGAUGUUUGACUUGCAAAGAAAUCAUAGGUUCCAGCAAGAACAAAGACUUGUGGAGAAUCGACUGUCAGCCUUGAAUGAGAUAAUUUCCAAAGUCUCUCAGAAUUUACUGGACUCAGUUGCUCUCCUUGGCCCAGCAAAGAAUUUGUGUUCCACGGACAUGAAUCAAAGAGUGCUUUCUUCAGAUCGUGAGAACAGUUGCAGUGUCACAGGACCAAUACAUUCAGUAGGACCUCUAAAGUGGGCUCAUGAAGAUGCUUCCAUACUUCCAAGUAGGAUAGAAGCUGGUGGUGAUAGAAAUUCUUUGUCAAAGAUCUGUGUGGAACCUGACAGUGACAUUUUCUUCACCAAAAUAAUUCCAAGUGAAGGACAGAUCUCUGAUUUUCAUCAGGACAACACAGAGUCACAGCAGGGAAACAUUUCAUCAAGUGUGAACUUUGAAUCUGGUAGAGUGUUACCAAGAAGUGUGUCCAUCAGACGUCACUUUUCAAAGACGAGCAACUUUAAUGUCAUUUGUACUGAUGUCUUGGACCAUCCAGAAGCACUUGAUUCAGUAAAAGAACUUUCUGAACAGACUGAAAUUAGGCUUGAGGAAAGCCUAGAGAAGUGUACUGCAGAAAAUAUAAAUGCAGCUAUUCCUCMCUUCAGUGAAAACAAGGUCAAUUCAGAACUGGUGUUGAGCCAGAAAAAUUCUGAAACUACACAGUUCAACUUAAAAUGUAAUUCUGAUCUUAAACAACCAGAGCGUAAAAGCAGAGAAAACCCUCAAAGAAGGAAAGAAAAGCAUCAGAAAGGAAAACCGGAAUGGCCACGUACUUCCCAGCAAAGACCAGUAAAACAGCGUAAAGAGGCUUCUAAAGAAAAGCAGAAUUUCUUGGGUGGCAUCAGUGAUGCUUAUGACUUUCAUUUGGAAGAGAGUGUCCAUCUUACACCAUUUCGACAGAACAAGGCAGACACCAGCAAUACUGAAGUGGAUGAUGAAGAAGACUCAGCUGAAACCAAUACCAUUGAAUCAAGCAGUACUGCAGAUGAUUCAGAUGACAGCCUCUAUGAGCCUUUCAAGAGUAAAUCGAAGAAAAGACGAAGUUUAGCGGAUGAGAACCCCACAUCACCAAUCCAUCCAAGGCCAAGGUCUAAAAGAUGUUUGGCACAGCGUGAGCAGAAACUCUGUCAUGAAGAAGAGACUGAAAGCAACAAAUCAAGUGUUAAGUCUAUCAGGCAGCCUUCUGAGCCAUCUCGUGGGCAUCUCUGUGAYGUUACCAAUACAGCUGCAGUGCUCCCCAGCACUGGGGACCCAGCAGCUGUCCCUGAAGGUGAAGAARCUCAGUCUCCAAAACGCAAGCGGCGAAGCUGUACUGUUACUGUGAGCUAUAAAGAACCAAGUAUUGGAGGGAAACUCAGGAGAGGAGAUCCAUUUACAGAUACAAAGUUCCUGUGUUCUCCAAUUUUCAAGGAGAGAAAAGACCCUAAGCGCCGUUCUCUUAAGAAAGAUUCUAUGAAAAAAUACAACGAGAAAUUGGUUAGGUGUCGUUGAGAUUUUCAGCAAAACCCUGCUUCUGCCAUGCAGAAAGAMAUUUCCUGGUUGAAAUAUCUUGUUGCACAUGUUAUCUAGUAUUAAGAAUAGCAGAUUAAGAGGGYCUGGAUUUAUGCUAGUGACCUCUUUUGAUGAUAUGAUUGCUUUUAUARCUAAAGUGAUUCUAUUCAGGCUCCUUUUGAAUGGAUCUGGGAGUAUAURAGAAAUCUCUGAUGGGUAACAUGGUGAAUAUCAUUUUAUGUGUGAACUUUACACACUUAAGGUGUUUUGGGUAGGAAGUAUUUGUAAUGACAGUGUUUGUACAGAUCUUGUUUAUGUGAUGGUUGUAGUUUCAUAUUGAAUCUUAUAAUAAAUACCUUAUGUUUGGAAAGAGAGCUGAUAUUGGUUGAUGUUCUUUUGGCAGUUUUCAGAGUUGCUUCAAGGGCAGUAAUGUCAGCAGUGGGCAUUACAGRCCUGUGUACUCUGUUGGCAUAUAAAGGCUGUUGAGAAGCAAAUUACCAGCUGUAAUUUGAUUCUGUAGCUGCAGCUCUCAAAAGCAGCAUUAGGCUUAGUGCAUGACCAGCUGAAUGCAAGUUAGAAUCAACCAGACAGAAACAARGCAAAUUUCUUGUGGAGGUUGGUGAAGAAGGCUCCACUUUGGUGGAAUGUAAACUAUGAGUCCCAGCUGUUGGGGGGCUAUCAUAAUAGUUUAUAAUAAUUUUCUCCCUGUUUUGCCCAAUACCUUUCCAGAGGAAG